AUGGAGAAUGAGCGACAAGAUACAGGAAAUUACUCACAAACAGUUAACGAUGAUAUGCUAGAUGACUUCUUCAAUCAGGAAGGAUUUUCAUAUACAGGAUUGCUUCUUGGAACUAUGAAAAAAAAUGAAGUGAAUCAAAUAAGCGGUGACCAGGGACAAACUAACAAGGACACAGAGGAUGACAAGGUGGACACAUCUACUUCGUUCCUGGAAGAAGAAAUUGAUGAUCCAUGGAAUUUAAACAUGUUUGACAACAUGAACCUAGAUCAGGUUACUGAUAAUCCAAGUACAGAGCAAAACUAUGGGAUGAAGCACCCAAUGUCAGAGGAUUACCAUGAUCAAGCAUCGACAAGCACGAUUACUGACAACUCACCCAAUCAAACUGAAGAACAGCGCAAGGACAUAACUGAAGAAUAUAUACACAUAUUCCUACAAAAUGAAGAGUUAGCUGCUGAGGGAAAGGAAAUGGAGGAGGAUACACCAAAUGAAAGUGACAGCCAGUUAAAACCUGAAAAGGGAAUGCAUUUUCAGACAAGAGAAGAAGCUCAGAAGUUCUUCAACUUGUAUGCAUACACUGCUGGCUUCUCAGUAAGCAUUGUCUCUUCUUACCGUACUACAAGUAAGAAAAGAAACAAUGAAGUCAUAAGAUUCACUAUGAAGUGCAACAAGUACGGGAAAAUAAAUGAACAAGAAACUGAGCAAGUUGUAGCACAGAGACAAAGCACGGUCAUAGCGAAAAGUGAUUGCAAAGUUGAGAUGGUGGUCAGUGAGAACAAAGGAUUUUGGGAAAUUACAGGACUAAACCUUUUGCACAACCAUCAACUCAGCCCUCAAAGCAGGUUUUUCAGAUCACACAUCUACAUGUCUGACGGUGAAAAGGAAAUGAUACGGACAAUGAAAUAUUGCAACAUGCCUACUAGAGACAUGGUUGCUGUCUUGGCAUUCAUAAGAGGAGGGAUGGAACAACUACCAUACAACAAGAGAAAGGUCAGCAACUACAACAAUUCAAUAAACAGGGAAUUAACAAACAAUGACAUGAUGGAAGUUCUGGACUGGUUUAAAAAGAAAAGAACUGAAAACCCAGGAUUCUAUCACUCGCUUGACUUGGACAAAGAAAACAAAGUCAGGAGUGUGUUUUGGGCAGAUGCAAGGGCAAUACAGUAUUAUGACAUAUGUGGUGACUGUGUGAGCUUUGACACGACAUUCCUAACAAAUAAGUACAAUCUCCCUUUUGCACCAUUUGUUGGAGUGUCGCCACACGGAAAAACUUACCUAUUUGCAUGCGCAUUCAUAGUCAACGAAACAUCAGAAAGUUUCCAGUGGUGCUUCAGGGAAUUCAAAGCAGCAAUGGGUGGAAAGCCACCAAAAACAAUUAUAACUGACCAGGACAAGGGCAUGGCAAGUGCAAUACCAUCUAUUUUCCCAAAUGCUAUACACAAAUGUUGUUUGUUUCAUAUCAAGAAGAAAAUAGAUGACAAGGGAGGCACUGUAUUUCAAGCAAAUGAAGGCCUGUAUGAGGAACUACAAGAUAUAAUUGACAAGUCCUUGACAGUGCAUGAAUUCGAAACACUAUGGCAGCAAAUGAUAAAUGAGUACAAUGUGGGACAUAUUAAAAUAUUCCAAGAUCUUUGGAAAAGCAGAGAGAAGUGGGUACUAGUUUACUUCAAGAAUCAUUUCUUCCCAUUCAUACAAACAACGGCUAGAAGCGAAGGAACUAAUGCAUUGUUCAAGAAGGGAGUUGGACCACAAUUUAGCAUGACAAGCUUCUUGAGAGAAUACCAAAGAAUAAUGGAUAACAUGCAUGCAAAUGAAAACGAGUUGGAUCAUAAUGCAACUAACAAGAAAGUCAGGGAGAAAAAGUUCAUCACUCAAUACUACAUUGAACGGCAGGCACAUGAGCUGUACAAUUUAGCAAUCUUUAGAAAGUUCCAGCUAGUCCUAAAUGAUGUAACAAGACUCCAAAUAAGAGAAGAUGUUAAAGGGAAGAUGUACUUGGGUGUUUCGAGCAGACAAAUUAUCCUCGUAAAAGAGCAUAGGCACGAGAGAGUAAACAAGAUCCCAGAUAAGUACAUAAUAGAAAGGUGGCGGAAAAGAGAAAGAAAACUUCUGAAACAUAUUGUUCCACCACUAAAUGAGGACAGCACAGUUUUAAGAUUCAAUGUUCUUUCUAGAAUGUUAGGACACACGGCUUCAAAUGGUUCUAAGAACAAAAGAAAAUACCAAUAUUUGCUACAAGAGAUACCAAGACUUGAGGCAGAAAUGGCCAAAAUGGACACAGACACAUAUGAUAUGUCAGCUAUGGGGCAGAACCGCUCAUCAAGAACAAUAGUCAAUCUGGAUCCUACAGGUGAAAGUGGAACAACAAUACAAUUACUUGACCCAGAUGUUGCUGAUACAAAGGGCCGCCAAAGAUUACUGACUAUAAAGGAAAGGAUUAAGCAAAAUAAGUUCUAUACCUGCAGCCAUUGUGGUUCUACUAAUCACACAAAGAAAAAAUGUGAUAAGUUGCAUUUGGUCUUCAAUUUGCCAAAGAAGAACAGAGGAAAGAAGAAGAAGAAAGAAAAUGAAGGUACACAAAAAAAAGGACAAGAAGCUGAAGCAGUCAAGUCCAGGGACAGAACUCAAGACUGA
Messenger RNA from Lolium perenne, 2631 nucleotides. Lineage: Eukaryota; Viridiplantae; Streptophyta; Magnoliopsida; Poales; Poaceae. The record is from RefSeq and is a predicted model, not a curated record.